AUGGCGACUGCCACCGUCGUCCGCCCAUCGCAGGCUUUGCGCACUCGCCGCGACGCUCCUCGACCCGCCCUCCCCACCAAGCGAGCAUCGGCCAUGGACGCCAGCGAGCCCGCCGGCAAGAGGCGCAGGCUGGACGAGCCAUACGUCCGCACCAAGGACUACAUCCUGCGCAAGUUCGCGGGCAAGCCGCCGUCCCUCACCGUCUAUCUCCACCCCAACUACUUCCGGUUCGAUGGCCAGGAGGGCAGUUUCACCUACGAUGGACCCAUGGUCUCCUUCCUCAAGAGCCUGCGCAACCAAGAGGUCCCCGCCGACAUGGUCGAGGCCCUGCUCGCCGGCAACGUCCCCUUCUACGACGGCUGUCUCAUCGUCGAGAUCCACAACCACCGCUCCGCAAACGGCAACAACAAGGGCAAGCAUGACUCGGGAGCCGGCGACCAGGUCAAGUUCUCCAUGCACAACUACAACAACUAUGUCACGCCCUCAGGACUGACGCCUUUCCCCAAGAAGGCCAAGGAGAGCGAACUGCCGGACAAGUCUCAGGCUGCUGAGGCCGUCAAGAGCGAAGAGGGCGGCGAAGACAAGGCCAAGGCCAAGGACGAGGAUGGCCCUCACAUUUCUACCCUGGUCAUGUUCCCUACUCCACUAUCUCAACACAAAGAGAUGAUGUUGCUGGCCAACACACCGGCGUCGGAACUCCGCAGCAAGAAAAAGGUUGCAGACGGAUCUACCACACCGCAGGUAUCGGUAGCGGCCUCCCAGGAGAACAAGAUGGCCCUCGAGGAGCAGGACUACUAUCAGUUCCAAGCAGACGUAUUGCUCGCCACUGAGCCGCCGCUGUAUCUGGAACCUGUCAAGAAUCCGCAGGAGGCGCAGAAAGUCCUCGACAUGCUCAAGCAUCCUCUACACAGCAAUCCGCCUCCAUCGCCAAAGACUCGCAAGCGGACCACUGCAGAGCUGGCCGCAGACGAUGCACAGGCUGCCGAAGCGGAACGCAGAAUGCUCAUCAUGGACGAGCGAAAGGCGACCGCCCCUGGAGCUGCCGACAGCGCUGGAAACUCACAAGCUCUCGGCCUCAACAGGUUUAAGACGCUGCAGAUGGUCCGCGAGAAGCUUGAUGAGGCCGAACGGCAGAAGAAGGAAGAGCAAGAGCAAGCUCAAGCUCAACGCAAGCAAGAAGAAGCCGCCGCUAAUGCUGCCCAAGCACAGAAACAGGCCCAGCAGGAACAGCAGCGCAAACUCAUGAACCAGCGUCAGCAUUUCGCCCGCCAGCAGCACGAGCAAAUGCGGGCGCAGCAAAUGCAGCAAGCCGCCGCGCUCAUGGCCCAGAACCAGUCUCACCCUCAGCAGAACGGCAUGGCGAAUCAGCAGCAAAACAACUUCCAGCACCCAACUUCGAUGUCGCAGUCCAGCCCCGUCGUCCGACAACAGACGCCGAUGAUGAACUCAUCACCCAUGGUCGCUCAGAAUGGGUUUCCCAUGGCUGCCACCUCCAGCCAACAAGCCGGCAGUCCCCCGCGACCAACCUCGGCGGCUAUGCCAAACCCCAAUGUCGCCAUGGCCCGACAAGCCAGUCAGCAGGCACACGCGAGUCGCAAUGCCACACCGCAAAUGGCACAAGGCACUCCCAACAUGACCGCCAUGCCUAACAGGCAGAUGAACCAGACGCCGCGCAUACCUCAUGGAAGCCCCGCGCCUGGCACACCGGCAACCUCCAACAUGAACAUGGCCUCGAUGCCCAUGCCAACGCCUGGCCAGACCGCCAUGACACCAGAGCAGUUCGCUAUGCUGCAGGCUCGACAACAACAAAUGGCAAAUCAAGUCGGAGGCAUGAACGCCGGCUCGCCAGGCCAGAACCAGGUCAACAUGACGCCAGAGCAGAUCCAGCAGAUCCAGCAGCAGCAGCACCGAACCCGUCAACAGCAGAUAAUGGUUGCGCGUGCUCAAGCUGUUGCUCAGCAAGCGCAACAAAACGGCAGCAACCCUCAAGCGCAACAGGCUCUUGCACAGCGGGCUUACUUGCUUCAGCAGCAACAACAGCAACAAGCGAUGCAACAGCGGAUGUUACAAGCUCAGGGGAACAACGCGGGUCAAGCUGGCAGUCCGCAUCCUGGAAGCAUGCAUGCCACUCCGCAGAUGGGGCAUGCUCACCCUCAGCAAGGUCAAGGGCAGGCUGGGGACACGAAUCAAGGGCAGCAAUUGACGCCUCAGCAGCAGGCUCAAAGACAGCAACAACAGCAGGCGCAGCUGAGACAGGCGCAGCACGCUCUGCAAGGGCUUGUGCAGCAGUACAAUGGCUUGCAGAAUAUCCCACAACAAGUGGUGAGCAGCUUGCCUCCGCCCAUGCAGAUGGUCGUCCAAAGACAAAGGCAGCAACAGCAGCAGACGGCUCGUGCGCGCCAGAUGGCCAUGCAGGCACAACAGGCACAGAAUGCGGGUCAGGCCGUUGCAGGGACGACUUCGACGCCCGAUCCUGAAUACAUGCAGACACUGCGAAACCACCAGACGAUGCUCGCACAGCAACAGCAAGGAGGGCAGAUGAACGGCAUGAGCAUGACGCAUAACAUGAACUUUGCAAAUAUGGGGAAUCAGCAGUUCCAGGGCGGAGGUGAUAGUCUGUCGCAGCAAUUCCAGGCGAUGCACGCGGCGUUGAACCGAGGCCAGCAGGGCGGUGGUGGAAUGGGGCAAUAG
This is a messenger RNA of Zasmidium cellare ATCC 36951, 2691 nucleotides long. RefSeq lists its product as uncharacterized. Gene Ontology annotation, cellular component: SAGA complex. The coding region runs from base 1 to 2691 and encodes 896 amino acids. Gene Ontology annotation, biological process: regulation of transcription by RNA polymerase II. The record is from RefSeq and is a predicted model, not a curated record. NCBI's taxonomy places the organism in Eukaryota, Fungi, Ascomycota, Dothideomycetes, Mycosphaerellales, Mycosphaerellaceae. The transcript has a single exon. Gene Ontology annotation, molecular function: transcription coregulator activity.